UCGGUAAUUUCUGUUUAGACAGUUACUCGUUUUUUUCCGGGAACAAAUAAAAACAGAACAUUACACCAUGUUUGAAUAGUCAAAAAAGUCAACGAAACCCAAAGAGUACUUGAUAAGCAAAACUUUACAAUAGCUUCCUCCACAAUCUUCUUGAAAACAGAACACAUCACAUCCUUUAACUCUCUUUAUAAACCAACAUAACAAUCUCUUCUCCUCUUCAUUCCUAUAAACCCCUAAACACCAAAACCACUCUAAAGCGAUGUCUUCUUGUUCAAGAACGAGAACUAAAGCUCCAAGAUCAGCAAGAAUCCGUGUCUCUUCUUCACCAGCCAAGAUCGUAGCAGAUCUCGACGAUGUCUUGCUCCACAUCCUCUCCUUUCUCCCAAUCAAAACCCUCAUCAAAUGCAAACGCGUAUCAAAACGCUGGCGUUCUCUCAUAACAAACCCGAACUUCUCCAACCGCAUCAUCACCUCCAAGCAUCCCCUCCCAAUCUCAGGCCUUUACUUAAAAGGAACAAGAGACAUUGAAUACAGAUUCGUCUCUCUCUAUAACGAUGAUGACGAAGUCAGCGAACGGCUUUCAUUAUCAUCACCGCUUCGGUUCGCAGAUCAUCCAACUCCGAUCAUCGUAAUGCAAUCAACCAACGGUCUUCUCCUCUGCAAGUGCACUUGUCCUCCUAACCAUUUCAACAGAAACUUCUACGUUUACAAUCCCACGACGAACCAGAAGACUCUCCUCCCUCGGAUCAUAGACCACGUGGCGCUCUCUCUAGCUUUCGAUCCUUAUAAAUCUCCUCACUACAAAGUCUUUUGCCUCAGAAAAAGUAGCAUCUCCUCUGUUUCCUCUGUUUCCCCUGUUUCUGAUAUUUACCAUAUAGAGGUUUACACCUCCAACGAAGGACCUUGGAGAAGACUUCUCUCGGUUCCUUCUUUCGCUCUUCCUCAGACCGUUAACACCGUCUUCUGGAACGGUGCAGUUCACUGGUUUUGGUUCGGUCCAAACUCAAGAGUCUGUCUCUCUUUCGAUAUCGAAACAGAGGAAAUCAAGACCCUUCCUCUCCCUUUUCUUGAUCACCAAGACGACGAGGAGGAUCCACCUGAUGUCGGCACCUUGAGGUUCAUAGAAGAAUCAAGAGGAAAUCUUUACUUCAUCGAGGUAAACGAUCUGAGUUCUCCAGACUUAUCGGUCUACGAAAUGAACAGAACCGGCUCAACCUGGUUCUUGAAGUAUCAUGUUGACUUAGAGCCACUCGCGGCAGCGUUUCCGGAGAUGAUCAGAACCGAAUACUACACUUAUAGGAAGAUCUAUUCGUUCUCUGUCAUUGGUUUUGUAAAAGGAGAGAUAGAUGCUGAGUCUUCAUACAUAGUCCUUCACAUACCAAACAAGGCUGUUAAGUACUACUUCAUCAGCAAGACUUUCAAGAAGCUUUGCAGCUUCGAGACAUCCGAUGAUGGUGGUGAGAAUUUUUACGGAUUCCGAAGAUCUUUUCAGUUUAUUGAGUCUCUUGCUAACGUCUAGAAGAAUAACUAGAUGUCUUGGAGUUUCCUCAAGACCUGCUUCGUGUUUGGUCUAAGAGAAGGAGAAGGAGAGGAACAAGACAUUGCGAGCUGAAAGUAUUUGAGUAAACCUUCUUCACUCAGAUCCUCACAACCAUUACUAGUGAGAAUCUCAGGACGGUGCUUUGUAUCCCUCAGCUGCGGAAACAUCUAGAAUCUCUUGCCCUGCCGUUUGGUUUAAGAGCAGAUGCAAACCGUAAUCAGAGACUCGAGGCUCGAAACUCGAGUUUAGAAGAACGUUCUUGGAUUUUAGAUUGCCGUGGACGAUUGGUUUCUGCGUUCCUGUGUGAAGAUGAUCAAGAGCUUUGGAUAUUCCAAUAGUGAUGCUUAGAAUGUUGCUCCAUUUUAUAGAUUCUUCACCUCCACCUGAAAAAAAAAAAACAAGAAUGUAACUGUCUUUUAGACUAGGGUCUGUUGAGAUUGAGUGUUAUCCAAGACUUCUUCAAGUUAUGUCAUAAUGUUCUUACUGAACUAAACUAAUGAAGUGUAAAGUGAAA
Messenger RNA from Brassica napus (rape), 2054 nucleotides. Its product is annotated as F-box protein At5g07610-like. Gene Ontology annotation, molecular function: protein binding. NCBI's taxonomy places the organism in Eukaryota, Viridiplantae, Streptophyta, Magnoliopsida, Brassicales, Brassicaceae. The transcript is spliced from 2 exons. Bases 260 to 1519 code for a protein of 419 amino acids. The record is from RefSeq and is a predicted model, not a curated record.